This is a messenger RNA of Brienomyrus brachyistius, 1033 nucleotides long. Its product is annotated as splicing factor U2AF 65 kDa subunit-like. The transcript has 8 exons. NCBI's taxonomy places the organism in Eukaryota, Metazoa, Chordata, Actinopteri, Osteoglossiformes, Mormyridae. Gene Ontology annotation, cellular component: commitment complex; U2AF complex; nuclear speck. Bases 94 to 903 code for a protein of 269 amino acids. The record is from RefSeq and is a predicted model, not a curated record. Gene Ontology annotation, molecular function: pre-mRNA 3'-splice site binding; poly-pyrimidine tract binding.
AGCAGCAGAACCCAAUGCAGCCUGUAGCCCAUUCAAAGGCCUACUGUUGGACCUCUGCUUAUUUUGCAAUACGUCUUUAGUACGGACUGAAAAAUGUCCGAUUUCGAUGAGUUUGAGAAGCAGUUAAGCGAAAAUCGGCAAGAGCGGGAGAAGGAGCGACACAAGAAGCGUAGCCGCAGCCGGUCUCUGAGCCGUGGCGAGAAGCACCGCCGCUGGAGCAAGGACUCCAGGGGGCGGAGUCACGAGAAGCGCAGCAGCAGCCGCGACCGCAAGGGUCGUGACCGACGGAGCAGCUCACGCGAGCACAAGAAGCACAGCUACUCUUCUCGGAGAAGCCGUAAGAAAAGGACAUACAAGUACUGGGAUGUUCCCCCUCCGGGAUUCGAGCACAUCACCCCCAUGCAGUACAAGGCAAUGCAAGCUGCAGGGCAGAUCCCCACGAUAGCUUUACUGGCAACAUCCACCACCAGCGGCGUGGCAGUGACGCCCACCCAGGUGCCGAUGGUCGGCAGCCAGAUGACCCGGCAGGCCAGGCGGCUUUAUGUCGGCAACAUCCCCUUCGGCCUGACGGAGGAGGCCAUGGCGGAUUUCUUCAAUACCCAGAUGCGAUUGGCUGGCUUAUGUCAAGGUCCCACCAAUCCCGUCCUCGCUGUUCAGAUAAACCAGGACAAGAACUUUGCCUUCCUUGAAUUUCGGUCCGUGGAUGAGACCACGCAGGCAAUGGCCUUCGACGGCAUCAUUUUCCAGGGUCAGUCGUUAAAAAUCAGGCGGCCCCACGACUAUCGCCCCCCUGCCUGGCAUCUCAGAGCAGCCCGCCUUCCACGUACCAGGGGUCGUCUCCACCGUGGUUCCAGACUCGCCACACAAGCUCUUUGUCGGAGGCCUGCCCAACUAUCUCAGUGACGAUCAGGUGAAGGAACUCUUGACGUCGUUCGGACCUCUUAAGGCCUUCAACCUUGUGAAGGACAGUGCCACGUCACUGUCUAAGGGUUACGCUUUCUGUGAAUACGUGGACAUCAGUGCCACUGACCAG